Pygocentrus nattereri (red-bellied piranha) is the source of this 1864-nucleotide messenger RNA. RefSeq names its product C-type lectin domain family 4 member K-like. NCBI's taxonomy places the organism in Eukaryota, Metazoa, Chordata, Actinopteri, Characiformes, Serrasalmidae. The record is from RefSeq and is a predicted model, not a curated record. The coding region runs from base 64 to 1230 and encodes 388 amino acids. The transcript is spliced from 6 exons.
AAUCCAGGUCCUAAGAUCUGACUGGCUGAGCAGUGCUCGAAGCUGUAAUAGAAUACAUGAUAUAUGCACGACUUUGAUGGCCUCACAGCGACUGGACUGUUUCACUGCACCACUGAGUGCACUGAUGAAUCACAGACAGAGAGCAGGAUGGAGAUGAGGGAGAACAAAGAUGCAAGUUCAGAGAUUAUUGCAGACAGUAAACCUACGUCAGAUGAUGGUGACGUUUCGUGUGAAAACAUUUCCGCAAAUGAGGAGAACCUGAAGACUCGCGCGACCAGAAGCACCGAGGAAUCUGAGACCACAGGAAAUAAGACUAAAAGGAGCAGAUACUACAGACUGGCUGCAUUGUGUCUUGGGCUGCUGUGUGUUGUCCUUCUGGUUAGCAUCUUUAUUCUGAUUACAGAGAGAAACCAGAUAUGGACCAGUUACACCAACCUAAUUACAGAGACAGAUCAGUCACAGGCCAGUUACAACCUGACAAUGGAGACAGACCAGUUGCAAACCAAUUAUACCAACCUGACGAUGGAGACAGACCAAUUACAAACCAAUUACACCAACCUGACGAUGGAGGGAGACCAGUUACAAACCAGUUACACCAACCUGAAUACAGAGAGAGGCCAGUUACAGAUCAGUUACACCAACCUUACGGUGGAGGGAGACCAGUUACUGACCAAUUACACAAACCAGACUACAGAGACAGAACAGUUACAGGUUAAAAUUCAGCAAAUAGAAAAUGAAAAGGAAGAACUACAGAGCAGCUACAACACCUUGAAAAACCAGAUGGACCUCUUGCGGAAGGAGAAAAACAGAUUUGAGGAGAAGCUGGAUGACUUAUAUACGCACAAUAAGAUGGGAUGGUUGUACUUCAGGUCCCGUUAUUACUAUAUCUCUAAUGAGAGAAUGAGCUGGUAUGAUAGCAGACAGUACUGCAGAAGGAGAAGUGCUGACCUGGUGAUCAUAAACAGCGGAACAGAACAGGAUUUCCUCUCAGGUAUUCUACGCAAUGAAGACGCCAUUACAGCUUGGAUCGGUCUGACUGACAAGGACACAGAGGGCAGAUGGAAAUGGGUGGACGGCUCAAUGCUGAACUAUGGGUACUGGCGCAAUGGAGAACCAAAUAAUUUGUUUUUUAAUGAAGACUGUGCAGAGUUGAAUCCAGACAUUAAUAAGUGGAACGACAGGACAUGCUCUGCUUAUCAGCGGUGGAUCUGUGAGAAACGGGCUGAUUGAUAUACUUUCACAUUUUAUUGUUUUUUUUUAAAUAUCGCCUCUCUUUUUCAGUUUAUAUAGCUAAUUUACUUUCAAUUUGUUUUCCAAUUCAUGACUUGUGAAACCUCUCACAAAUAAACGAUGCAUGUCACAUCAUCAUCACACACACACACACACACAUGAAAUAUACUCAGGCACAUAUUGCUAACAGCACACUGCAUGUACCAACCUGUACUAAAAUCAUGAUUAUUUCUGUUAUGAGAUACUCAGAAUUUCAUGUAGAAAGUCUGAAAUAUUCUCUUAAGCACGACAUAUACAAAGCCAAGUAAUUACCAUUAAUCAGCUGUUGUUUUUGAAUUAUAAUCAUGGUAUGUCAUAUCAUUAUCUGUGCUUUAAACUUUCUCGCCCUUUCGACUUUUGCCGCAUAUGAGGAGGCAGGAAGAUGAGGGGAGAAGCAGGAUCUCAGUAGCCAAUACGAAAAGGCUGUUUUAUUUCUGUUAUGAUUGGUUACACAAAAAAAGUAUUCUUGUAAUAAAGUCUUUCUGUUGGUUAUAAUUUGUAGUAAAUCAAAGGAUAAACUAUUUGCUUUUAGCAUUCAUGACAAGUCAUUUUUGCCUAUGGGAAAAAUAAAUGAUUCUUGAAACUGACCCAUCAA